AAAAGAGGAAGAGAGGAAGAGAGGAAGAGAGGAAGAGAGGAAGAGAGGAAGAGAAGAAAGAAAGAAAGAAAGAAAGAAAGAAAGAAAGAAAGAAAGAGAGAAAAAGAUUCUGUCUGUGACUGUUUUCCUCUUCAGACCAUGCCGUUUUGGUUUGGCAACUUGGUUUUCCCACGGUGGAGGAGCAGGGUCUCGCAGGGGAGCAGCGAGCAGACAGACAGACAGACAGACAGACGCACCGCCUCCCCUGAGCAGCGCUCCCCGUGCAGCAGGCUCCUGGCGGGCCGAGCUGCCGCCGCAAGCGGGGCCCGACACAAAAACUACACGGUGAGGGGGACACGAAGCCGUGCGGACAUCACCGGCCUCCUCAAAGCCGUGCCCAUCACCGGGACCCUUCUCCAGGUGCAAGCCUGGGAAACAGCAAGUCCUCCGCGCAUCUCCCCGCGCAUCUUCCCCCUCAUCCCCCCGCGCAUCCCCCCGCUCAGCACCUUGCUGAGCACCCCGCUCAGCACCUCCUGGCAGCCACAGGUGCCGGCGCUGCGAAGGGUGCGAGCGCUGCGGGAGAUGCAACAAGGUGCGCGCAGAGCGCAGCGCAGCGCGCCCGGCGCCGGGCAGCGGCAGGCAGCGGAGUGA
Oxyura jamaicensis (ruddy duck) is the source of this 630-nucleotide messenger RNA. RefSeq lists its product as uncharacterized. The record is from RefSeq and is a predicted model, not a curated record. The annotation marks the transcript as partial. NCBI's taxonomy places the organism in Eukaryota, Metazoa, Chordata, Aves, Anseriformes, Anatidae. The transcript is spliced from 3 exons.